UAACCCCAAUUCCAUCUCUGCGGUUCUAUGGCUACCACCGAUUGCCGCCUUUGAUUCCAAAACCUGUCGGAGGAGCGCCUCCCGCUGUCGCCGGGAACAGUCGUAGCAGUACCUCUUCCUCAGCUAUGGCGGCUCAACCCCAAAGGAAGCUUCCGAUACUCCUUUUUGACGUCAUGGACACAAUUGUUCGCGAUCCAUUUUAUCACGAUGUCCCCGCCUUCUUCCGAAUGGCGAUGAAGGAAUUGCUUGAGAGCAAGCAUCCAACUGCAUGGAUUGAGUUCGAGAAGGGGGAAAUAAAUGAGGUUGAGUUGGAAAGGAAAUUCUUUAAAGAUGAGAGAUCUUUUGAUCUCGAAGGCCUCAAAAACUGCAUGCGAAGAGGAUAUUCUUACAUCGAAGGUGUCGAGGAAUUACUUAGUGUGUUAAAGGCAAAUGGUUAUGAAAUUCAUGCUUUCACAAACUAUCCUAUUUGGUACAUAAUGAUUGAAGACAAGUUAAAACUUUCAAAUUACUUAUCUUGGACUUUUUGUUCGUGUCUAAUGGGAAAGCGGAAGCCUGACCCUAAUUUGUACUUGGAUGUUCUGAAACAUCUCAAUAUUGAGCCAGGCAGCUGCAUUUUUGUUGAUGACAGACUAGGGAAUGUUGAAGCAGCCAAUGAAGCUGGAUUUAAAGGCUUUCAAUUCAAGAAUGCAGAUGAGCUGCGCAAAGACUUGUCACUUGUUGGUGUCGACGUUUCAACUUGUUUAAGUAAAGAUUCUGCUCCAACCACUCAGUGUUCUUAGGCCUUGUUCUCUUCAUCUGAUUUAAUUGGUU
Molecule: messenger RNA, 810 nt
Organism: Cuscuta campestris
Lineage: Eukaryota; Viridiplantae; Streptophyta; Magnoliopsida; Solanales; Convolvulaceae
Source: the annotation of a GenBank genome assembly